AUGCUUGUUGACGAGCCGGACCCAACAAGCGCUCGCAUGGCAGACCAGGAAGGGAACAUGCAGGACGAUCUCAUGGAAGCAAGUAUCAUCAUGCGGCAUGAAAGUUUCUUGCUCGACGGAACAGAACCUACCAAUACACUCGUAGACGACUCCGCAAGCAUCGUAGCCGUUUGUCUCAGAUCAAGCAUGGGAGCCAAGAAAGCCAUCCAGCUUUACAAGUCAUGA
Guillardia theta CCMP2712 is the source of this 225-nucleotide messenger RNA. RefSeq lists its product as hypothetical. Lineage: Eukaryota; Cryptophyceae; Pyrenomonadales; Geminigeraceae. Bases 1 to 225 code for a protein of 74 amino acids. The transcript is spliced from 3 exons. The record is from RefSeq and is a predicted model, not a curated record.